ACGGCCCAGCCCGCGCCCUUCGCCUCGCCGCCUCCCCGGCCUCCGGGCCUCCGGGCCUCCCGGCCUCCGGUGCCUCGGCCUCCCGGCGCGGCCCCGCAGCAUGCAGCAGCAGCACCGGCGGCGGCGGCGGCGGCGGCUGUGAGAUGGUGGACGCGGGCGGCUGCCCGGCCGGGGAGGGCUGGCGGAGGAUGGAGGCCGCGCCCGACGGCGCCGUGGACAUCGUGCCCCUGGACCGCUACGACUCGGCCCGCGCCAAGAUCGCGGCCAACCUGCAGUGGAUCUGCGCCAAGGCCUACGGCAUAGAUGACAUCCCCGAGGACCUCAGGGACCCCUUUUACAUUGAUCAGUAUGAGCAGGAGCACAUCAAACCACCCGUCAUCAAGCUCCUGCUGUCCAGCGAACUGUACUGCCGUGUUUGCAGCCUCAUCCUGAAGGGGGACCAGGUGGCCGCCUUACAGGGACACCAGUCUGUCAUCCAGGCCCUGUCCCGGAAAGGGAUUUACGUGAUGGAGAGCGACGACACCCCUGUGACGGAUCCCGACCUCAGCCACGCACCCAUAAAGAUGAGUGCCCACAUGGCGAUGGUGGAUGCCCUCAUGAUGGCCUAUACCGUGGAGAUGAUCAGCAUCGAGAAGGUGGUGGCCAGUGUCAAGCGCUUCUCAACAUUCAGUGCCUCGAAAGAGCUUCCGUACGACCUCGAGGAUGCCAUGGUGUUUUGGGUGAACAAGGUAAAUCUUAAAAUGCGAGAGAUAACAGAGAAAGAAGUUAAAUUAAAACAGCAGUUAUUGGAAAGUCCAGCUCAUCAAAAGUCCCCCUCCAAGUGGUACUGGAAGUUAGUGCCCGUGCGCUACCGCCGAGAGCACCUGUCCGCAAGGCAGCCACCCUACUUCCCGCUGUUGGAGGACCUGAUGCGGGACGGCAGUGACGGGGCCGCGCUCUUGGCCGUGGUCCACUACUACUGCCCAGAGCAGAUGAAGCUGGACGACAUAUGCUUGAAGGAGGUCACGUCGAUGGCCGACAGCCUGUACAACAUCCGGCUUCUGAGAGAGUUCUCAAACGAGUACCUGAACAAAUGUUUCUAUCUCACCUUAGAGGACAUGCUCUAUGCUCCCUUAGUGUUGAAGCCGAAUGUUAUGGUUUUUAUUGCCGAGCUCUUCUGGUGGUUUGAGAACGUCAAACCGGAUUUCGUUCAGCCCAGGGACGUUCAGGAACUGAAAGAUGCUAAAACAGUGUCACACCACAAGAGCAGCCGGCCCCCCGUUCCUAUCUCCAAUGCCACCAAGCGCAGCUUCCUGGGCAGCCCUGCGGCGGCGAGCCCGGCUGACCUGCAGCCUUCCGCUCAGCCGCUGGCCGAGGGCAGCCACAGACACCGUCUGCACGACGAGCCUGAGCACCUGGGGAAAGGGGCCUCUGCCUUUAGCCCGUCACAUCCUUUACUGCCCCUGAGACAGAGACAGCAGAAGGCUGUGCAGGGGGAGGGCCCUCCUGAUCAGAGACACCGGUCCAAUUCUUUAACCCGAGUUGAUGCCCAGCCACGAGGUGCAGCAGCGUGGCCAGAUAAAAAGAACAGGCCCAUGUCUCAGCCGGCACCCUUUGCUCCCCACCAUGCUGUCAGCUGUGAUACGGACCCCGGCUCCAGUGACAGUGUCAGCCUGGCCCGCUCCAUCAGCAAGGAUAGUUUGGCCUCCAAUAUCAUUAACCUGACUCCGCAGAACCAGCCAGAGCCCGCGGCGCUGAAAGGCGACGGGAGAGGCCUUCUGCACAACGUUGCUAUUGAGGACGAGGAUGAGGAGCUCCUGGCCAUCAUCAGGACGGAUGUGGCUCCCCGUGCCGGUGACCGGGGCCUGCUGACAAGCGCCAGGUCUCCCCAGAGGCUGGCAGACACCCUAGAAAGUAAGCCUGACAGUUUCUUCUUGGAGCCGCUGAUGCCGGCCGUGCUCAGGCCGGCCAAGGAGAAGCAGGCGAUUGCCAAGGAGGAAGAGUGUGGGGAGGGGCGGCCACGGAGCUUCACGUCCAAGAGGCCCAGUGAGGGCCACCAGCCCCUGGUGCGCAAGAGGGCGCCCAGCAGCCACGGCGGUCGUGACUCGAGUAGGACUUUCACCCCGGUGUCCUGUCCGGAACUUCCCGUGGCCGCGGACCCGGCACCCGCUGGGCUGGGGCUGCAGGCGGCGGGGGACGCCCGCGGUGGGCUUCUGGCCAGCGGUGGCUUCGGCCUGUUGCCUCAGGCACAGUCUGCCGACGGCUUCUUCCUGCACGAGGACCCCGAGGGCAGGCUCUGCGGCGGCCGUGCCAGGAGCCCCAGCGCCCAGGACCCAGAGCCGUGGGCCGUCCUGAGGCAGGACUCGGACUCCGACGUCGCGGACCUGGAGGAAGCCGAGCAGGCCUUCGUGGGCGAGGCCCGCCCUGCGGUGAUGGCCGGGUACGCCGGUGAGGAGGAGUCAGCCAAGCUGCAGGAGGACAUGAAGGUGAAGGAGCAUGAUGACAAAGAUGACGCCAGCGGCCGCUCGAGCCCGUGUCUGAGCACCGUGUCGCAGCUCAGCAGCGUCUCCGUGGCCAGCGGCAGCGUGAAGAUGACCAGCUUCGCGGAGCGGAAGCUCCAGAGGCUCAACAGCUGCGAGACGAAGUCCAGCAGCAGCAGCUCGCAGAAGACCACGCCCGACGCCUCGGAGAGCUGCCCGGCCCCUCUGACGACGUGGAAGCAGAGGAGGGAGCAGAGCCCGAGCAGGCAGAGCGGGGAGCACGCCAGCCUGCUGGCCUCCGAGCUGGCGCAGCUGCACAUGCAGCUGGAGGAGAAGCGCAGGGCCAUCGAAGCGCAGAAGAAGAAGAUGGAGGCUCUGUCGGCCCGGCAGCGGCUGAAGCUGGGCAAGGCCGCCUUCCUGCACGUGGUCAAGAAGGGGAAGGCCGACGGCACCCCCCAGCCGCGGAAGCCAGACCACUUGGCGGGAGACUACACUCAGCACAACGGAGAGGACUUUGAUGGUGGCGUUUCCAAAACGGAGGAGUUUCUCAUGAAGGAGGAGGGGCGGGAAGGCGUGCUGCCGUCUCCAGAUGGGGACGCGGAGAGCCUGGUUCUCCUGCAACAGCAUAAAGCGAAAGCCCCCGCCGCGCUGCACGAGCUGGAGAAGAGCAGAGCGCUCCCCGCCGCCCUGCUGGAGGGCGCUGGCGAGGCGGUGGACGUGAACGAGUGCGACCUGUCCAUCGAGAAGCUGAACGAGACCAUCAGCACACUGCAGCAGGCCAUCCUGCGGAUCUCGCAGCAGCAGGAGCAGCUGCUCAUGAAGCCUCCCGCAGCCCCGGCCCCGGGCACGACGCAGGGCGCCCAGGACCAGAAGGUCAGGGCGGCCGUCCACUUCGUGGAGCCGCUCUCCCCGCCCGGGGUGACCGCCCACCGCAAAGCCGCGCGUCUCGGGCAGGGUCGGGGCUCCCGCUCGGGGAGACCAGCUGAGCUGAAAGUGCCGAAAGACAGGCAGCAGGCCUCCUCCCGCAGCAAGACCCCGACGCCUAGUGUAGAGACCCUCCCUCACUUACGGUCCUUCCCCCCUCGGACCCCCUCGGACCCGGGCUGGGACAGCGUUGCAGAGCCUGGAAAUGACCCUCAUGACAAGUGCUUCUUCGACAGCUACAGGCUCCACGAUGAAAGCAAUCAGCGGACAUUUGUCUUGUCCUCCUCCAAAGACGCAAACAUCCUGUCGGAACAAGUGAGCCUCAGAGAAGUUCUGGAUGGCAGCGUGAAGGAGGCGGCGCUCGGCUCCCCAGCUGUCUCGGGGAAAGAGAGCGUCCCCGCGGACGAGCCCCCGAGGAGCAAGGCCAGUCUCAUUGAGGUGGACCUCUCGGACCUGAAGGCCCCCGACGAGGACGGAGAGACGGAGGGCCCCCAGAGUUCGGUGGAGCUCACCAGCGAAGGCGAUCAGAAGCCGGGGGUCGGCUUCUUCUUCAAGGAUGAGCAGAAGGCGGAGGACGAGCUUGCCAAGAAGCGGGCGGCCUUCCUCCUGAAGCAGCAGCGCAAGGCUGAGGAGGCGCGCCUGAGGAAGCAGCAGCUGGAGGCCGAGGUGGAGCUCAAGAGAGACGAGGCCCGGCGCAAGGCCGAGGAGGACCGGAUCCGGAAGGAGGAGGAGAAGGCGCGGCGGGAGCUCAUCAAGCAGGAGUACCUACGCAGGAAGCAGCAGCAGAUCUUAGAGGAGCAGGGGCUGGGGAAGCCGAGAGCCAAGCCCAAGAAGCCGCGGCCCAAGUCCGUCCAUCGAGAGGAGCCGGCCUGUGAUUCGGGGACCAAGUGCUCCUCGACCCCCGACCCCCUGAGCCGGGCCCAGUCGGGCUCCAGCCUGUCCCUGGCCUCCGCGGCGACCACCGAGCCCGAGAGCGUGCACUCGGGGGGCACGCCUUCCCAGCGCAGAGUUGAGUCACUGGAAGCCUUGCCCACACUGAGCCGCAACGCCAGCAGGAGCACGGACAGAGACUGGGAAACCGCGUCCGCGGCAUCCUCUCUCGCCUCCGUGGCCGAGUACACAGGUCCCAAGCUCUUCAAGGAGCCCAGUAGCAAGUCAAACAAACCGAUUAUUCACAAUGCUAUUUCUCACUGCUGUUUGGCUGGAAAAGUGAAUGAACCUCACAAGAAUUCAAUACUAGAGGAGCUGGAGAAGUGUGACGCCAAUCACUACAUCAUACUGUUCCGCGACGCCGGCUGCCAGUUCCGAGCACUGUACUGCUACUAUCCCGACACCGAGGAAAUCUACAAACUAACGGGCACGGGGCCAAAGAGCAUCACCAAGAAAAUGAUUGACAAGCUGUAUAAAUACAGCUCAGACCGAAAACAGUUUAACCUGAUCCCAGCCAAAACCAUGUCCGUCAGUGUGGAUGCGCUCACUAUUCAUAACCACUUGUGGCAGCCCAAGCGGCCUGCGGUGCCAAAGAAGACCCAGACUCGUAAAUGACACCGGUGCCGGAGGGCGAGUCUGAAGGACGUGCGGACAGGAUUGGUAUUUAUUAUUCUCUUCCGUUUGGGUACGAAGUGUGCAUAGUCACAGACCUUUCCCAGAGAGGCUCCCAGUGAACCACGGGAAACCCUCCCUUGGCUCCCAGCACACACAGGAUGCUGGAUGGAGUGAGGAGGGGGAUGAGGCACCGUGUUCAGUGGCUCACGGAGGCCGCGGCUGCCGCUGACCUCGGAGGGUCAGACGAGGGGUACGCGUGUCGCGAGGUCUCCAGGCCGUGGAUCCCUUUACUUGAAGUUCUCCUUCAGUGUGAAUGGAAAGUGACCCCCCCCUGCUUUGUCCCCUCCUGCCCCACCCCCUCUUGCACGUGACCUGACGCCCCUCGUGCUGACCAGCUGGGGUCCCGGGAGAUGAGCUGGGGCUCGGUCUCGGGUCAGGGUGUUGGAAUGUCUUUAGGAAAGGAAUUUGAAUUGGGGGGAUCUUGUUCAUUUGAGAAAUUGUAUGAUAUUUAUUGAUUGUGUCUACUGCCAAUGUUUAUAUCCAGUUCUAAGAUUUCUGAAAAAAAUUCUCGUUCUUUGCUGCUCAGAAAACGUUUACUGAAAAUACCAGUUCACUAAAAGCACUGAAAAUCUGCAAAGUCUGUCUUCUGCUAAGCUGCCUUUUACAGGCGUGGAGACGCUUCUUGCCGGCACGCGACCGUGGUGAGCGGUACGGUCAGCUGGCGUCUGCCUGACCGGAAAUAGGCAAACGGAGCAAAUUCCAGCCAUCGCUCGUGAAGUUUUGGAUAGUACUCUAAUGAUUUGUUCACUUUAAUAAAGACAGAUUUUGGUAAAGUAGA
Molecule: messenger RNA, 5766 nt
Organism: Zalophus californianus (California sea lion)
Lineage: Eukaryota; Metazoa; Chordata; Mammalia; Carnivora; Otariidae
Gene: CAMSAP1
Product: calmodulin regulated spectrin associated protein 1
Exons: 19
Coding region: 144-4928 (1594 amino acids)
Biological process (GO): neuron projection development; cytoplasmic microtubule organization; negative regulation of microtubule depolymerization
Cellular component (GO): microtubule minus-end
Molecular function (GO): calmodulin binding; microtubule minus-end binding; spectrin binding
Source: RefSeq, a predicted model, not a curated record